UUACGGCGGCGGCGGAGACGGUUCCGGCGGGUGACUUCCUGGAUGCGGCCCACGCUUCAGGGUUCGCCGCGUGGCUGCGCAGCGUGCGGCGGCGCAUCCACCAGUACCCGGAGCUGGCCUUCCACGAGUACCGCACGAGCUCGCUCGUCCGCGCCGAGCUGGACACGAUCGGCGUGUCCUACUCCUGGCCCGUCGCCCAGACCGGUGUGGUGGCCACGAUCGUCGGCAGCGGCGGCGCUGGGCCCGUGGUCGCGCUCCGGGCGGACAUGGACGCGCUCCCCUUACAGGAGUUGGUAGAUUCGGAAUACAAAAGCCAGGAGAGUGGGAAAAUGCAUGCUUGUGGACAUGAUGCUCACACAUCAAUGCUUCUGGGAGCUGCUAAGCUACUUCAUUCUUGGAAGGAUUACAUCAAGGGUACAGUGAAGCUUGUCUUCCAGCCAGCAGAAGAAGGAUAUGCCGGGGCGUACCAUGUCCUAGAAGAAGGUGUUCUAGACGAUGUGUCCGCCAUUUUUGGUCUGCAUGUCGACCCAAGUCUUCCAGUGGGUACCGUCGCCUCAAGGCCAGGUCCGUUCAUGGCAGCAUCUGGCCGGUUUUUGAUAACGGCCACUGGGAAAGGCGGUCACGCAGCGAUGCCAAACCAUGCUGUCGACCCCAUCGUCAUGGCAUCCUCUGCCAUCAUCAGCCUCCAACAAAUCGUAGCCCGGGAAAUCGAUCCCCUCCAAGGCGCGGUGGUCUCAGUAACAUUCGUGAAAGGAGGCGAUGCUUACAAUGUCAUUCCUGAGUCAGCUUGCUUCGGUGGCACGUUCAGGAGCUUGACAACAGAAGGUCUAUCAUAUCUUAAGAAGAGGAUCAAGGGGAUUGUGGAAGCGCAAGCCGUCCUGAGCCGCUGCACUGCCACCGUCGACUUCAUGGAUGAGGAGGGCCGGCCAUACCCAGCCACCGUCAACGACGAAGGGAUGUACGAUCAUGCCAGAUCAGUGGCAGAGGCUAUGCUUGGAGAAGGCCACGUCAAGACAGGUGGCCCAAUGAUGGCCGCGGAGGAUUUCUCGUUCUACACGCAGAGAUUCCCAGGGGCAUUUUUCAUGAUAGGAACCCGCGACGAGGCCAUGGCAACCGCGGUGCAUCCACUCCACUCCCCCAACUUUGUGAUCGAUGAGGGUGUGCUCCCGGUGGGAGCUGCCUUCCAUGCUGCUGUGGCGAUGGAGUACUUGAACAAGCACGGAACCGUGGCAAAAUAGAUUACUGAUGUCCGUUCGAAAUUUAGGAUGUUGCAGUGGGCAGCCUGCCGAUUACUGUUACUAGGAUGGGUGUGUGCAUUCAUAGGUACUGAGUCGUAACACUCCCUCCGUCCCAUAAUGUAACAGCGUUUUUGACACUAUACUAGUAUCAAAAUCGUUUUUGUAUUAUGGGAUGGAGGAUGUAGUUGUUAUGAUGUGAUUGCGACAUGGAGCUAAGAUCAUGAGUGUUUGCUAGUA
This is a messenger RNA of Hordeum vulgare subsp. vulgare (domesticated barley), 1475 nucleotides long. RefSeq names its product IAA-amino acid hydrolase ILR1-like 7. NCBI's taxonomy places the organism in Eukaryota, Viridiplantae, Streptophyta, Magnoliopsida, Poales, Poaceae. Bases 267 to 1238 code for a protein of 323 amino acids. Gene Ontology annotation, molecular function: IAA-Ala conjugate hydrolase activity. Gene Ontology annotation, cellular component: endoplasmic reticulum. Gene Ontology annotation, biological process: auxin metabolic process. The transcript is spliced from 5 exons. The record is from RefSeq and is a predicted model, not a curated record.